Molecule: messenger RNA, 1071 nt
Organism: Penicillium taxi
Lineage: Eukaryota; Fungi; Ascomycota; Eurotiomycetes; Eurotiales; Aspergillaceae
Product: NAD(P)-dependent alcohol dehydrogenase
Exons: 1
Coding region: 1-1071 (356 amino acids)
Cellular component (GO): mitochondrion
Molecular function (GO): oxidoreductase activity; zinc ion binding
Source: RefSeq, a predicted model, not a curated record
AUGGUGCCUCCUUUCAAAAUUGCAUCGUUCCACCCCGAGACCAUGAAAGCCUGGCUUUACUCAAGCACCUCUGGUGGCCUCGAGAAGAAUCUGAAUCUCAAUACAUCCGCUCGUGCACCACCUGUUCCACAGCGUAACGAGGUCCUGGUUCGGGUUCUCUCCGCCGCCCUCAAUCCGGUGGACUACAAGCUCCCCGAAGUAGGGCUUCCCACACGCAUGUUCAUCGGGAUGCCCGCUUCGCCAGGAAUGGACUUUUGCGGACGUGUGGUGGCAACAGGGCCACUUGCCAAGCAUCUUAAAGAAGGCCAGCUCGUCUACGGGUGUCCCACGCGGCCGGGGCCGUUCGGGUCGCUGGGGGAGUUUCUUAGUAUCACAGCCGACCAAAUUGCUGUCGUACCGGAUGGUGUCUCAGUGGAUCAUGCUGCUGCUUUGCCACUCGCCGGUCAGACCGCGUAUCAGAGCCUAGAAGGAUAUGUGAAAGCUGGUGAUAAGGUGCUCAUCAACGGGGGCUCAGGGGGCUGUGGGCUUUUCACUAUCCAAAUCGCGAAGCAGAUGGGUUGUCAUGUUACAACUACAUGCUCCACUCGAAAUAUGGAGUUAUGCUUGCGCAUGGGCGCAGACGAUGUCAUUGACUAUACAGCGGAAACUGACCUCGUGGCGAAGCUACGGCAGCAAAAGCGCAUUUUUGACUGUAUAGUCGAUUAUAUCGGCCUACCUUAUUCCUUGUAUUACCAGUGCCAUCAUAUCCUCAAGGAAGAUGGAGCAUUUGUGCAAGUUGGUGCAUCGACAUUGAUGACUUUUCUCGGUCGAAUUGGUUGGCCCUCUUUCCUUGGUGGUGGACAAAGGAAGUAUACGAUUUUGUUGAUGAAGAAUAAUCAAAGCCAACUGGUACAACUCGGGGAUUGGCUAGCGGAUGGCAAGAUCCAGAUCCAGCUAGACAGUGUAUAUGAACUCCACGAUGCAAGGAAAGCUUUUGAGAAGCUUCGAUCAAGUCGUGCCAGAGGAAAAAUUGUCGUUCAUGUCAGUGAUUCAAACGAUCGAAGCAUGGAGUCCUUUGGCAUAGGACUUUGA